AUGACAGAAAGAAGGCCCGCGAUUCGCUACCAAGGACAACGUGGUCCACAAGGCCCAACUCUAUGCCCUAACCCUCACAUCCUCAGCUCCCACACGUUGAUGGCCUCUUCGGAGGUCGAUCAGAAGUUCCUAGGCAGGUUCGCCAAAGCUACCGACAGAAGCUACCCAUACCUCUCUAGCAAGCUCUACAAAGUCCUGGGCCUCUCAGUCAUCCUUUCCAAGAAGCUGGUCCGCGCCCGCCGACUUCGCCGACUGGAUACCACCCGCGAUACCAAGUCUCUACAACUCUAUCAUCACAUCAUCUUCCUCUCCCGCGAAGGUCUCUACAUAAUCGAAGAAUAUGUCCUACCGAUGGUCGAAAAUACCCGCACUCAUGCAUUAAAAGUACUCUGCCACAAGCUUCGCGCUAGCUUCUAUCACAUCUACGUCCUAUUCCAUAACGAGCCAUCCAUCACUCAGACCGCUAUACCCAGCUACACUCCAAGCUCUGCGGAAAAAGGCAAAGCACCAGUCUACCGAAACUCGAUGCGCCCCUCUCCUCCUCCCUUAGAAGGUGGACCCGUCCAGAACAUCGGAUCCCUUCCGCCCGGCCUCACCCCGGUCUCCAUACCCAAACCUUCGGCUUCCUUCCUCUUACCCGCGCUGAAUUACAUUCCACGGGCGUCCGAAUGCUUCGAAUACGCCUGCAAGCUCGCCAAUACCAGUCUCUCCGGCUCCCAUCCGGUCCGUCUCUCAGUGAAGACGGAAUACGCAGCCUAUCUUUACGAUUGCCUUCACGACGGUGAGGGAAGCAGAAGAUUAGCGCAAGUAGCGAUCAAGGACGUAUACAACGCGCAAGAGGGCAUGGAUGAUGACAUGUUUGAGGACGCGGCGGAAUUGGUGGGUAUACUGGGGAAGAUGAUGAAGAGGGGGCUCGGAGCUGGGAGCCAGGGCAGCGGAAGUACUCCAAGGGCGGGCAACGAAAGUACCCCUAGCAGCACACCAAGACCUGGCAAAGUUGAUAAGUUCGAGAAGGAGCUACCAGACCUGCCGAGCCCACAACAGGAGGAGAUUGCAGAAGUUUGCGCAUGA
This is a messenger RNA of Letharia columbiana, 1071 nucleotides long. RefSeq lists its product as uncharacterized. NCBI's taxonomy places the organism in Eukaryota, Fungi, Ascomycota, Lecanoromycetes, Lecanorales, Parmeliaceae. The record is from RefSeq and is a predicted model, not a curated record. The coding region runs from base 1 to 1071 and encodes 356 amino acids. The transcript is spliced from 2 exons.